Lotus japonicus is the source of this 1725-nucleotide messenger RNA. Its product is annotated as metal transporter Nramp3.1-like. NCBI's taxonomy places the organism in Eukaryota, Viridiplantae, Streptophyta, Magnoliopsida, Fabales, Fabaceae. Gene Ontology annotation, cellular component: vacuolar membrane. Gene Ontology annotation, biological process: positive regulation of reactive oxygen species metabolic process; defense response to bacterium; metal ion transport. Gene Ontology annotation, molecular function: cadmium ion transmembrane transporter activity; manganese ion transmembrane transporter activity. The record is from RefSeq and is a predicted model, not a curated record. The transcript has 4 exons. Bases 16 to 1383 code for a protein of 455 amino acids.
GGACCAGGGUUUCUGAUGUGCAUAGCGUUUCUGGAUCCGGGGAACCUGGAAGGGGACCUACAAGCGGGUGCCAUUGCAGGGUACUCGUUGCUGUGGCUUCUCAUGUGGGCCACCGCCAUGGGGCUGCUAAUUCAGCUCCUGUCGGCGCGGCUCGGUGUCGCCACCGGGAAGCACUUGGCGGAGCUGUGCAGGGAGGAGUACCCUACGUGUGCUAGGAUGGUGCUGUGGGUCAUGGCGGAGGUUAAUCUCAUUGGGUCCGAUAUACAAGAUGUUAUUGGCAGCGCUAUUGCCAUCCGGAUUCUCAGUAAUGGGGUCAUGCCCCUUUGGGCUGGGGUCGUCAUUACUGCUCUUGAUUGUUUUAUUUUUCUCUUUUUUGAGAACUAUGGUGUGAGAAGAUUCGAAGCUUUUUUUGGUGUUCUUAUUGGGAUAGUGGCACUAAUAUUCGCGUGGAUGUUUGUUGAAACAAAGCCCAGUGGCAAGGAAGUUCUUCUUGGCAUUUUUGUUCCAAAGCUCAGCUCCAGAACUAUACAGCAGGCUGUUGGAGUUGUGGGUUGCCUUAUAAUGCCUUAUAAUCUAUUCUUGCACUCUGCUCUUGUUCAAUCAAGGAAGAUUGACCACACCAACAAAGGACGAGUUCAAGAAGCUCUUAACUAUUACUCUAUUCAGUCCACCCUUGCGCUUCUCGUCUCCUUUGUCAUUAACAUAUUUGUAACAUCUGUGUUUGCCAAGGGGUUUUAUGGUUCUAAAAUAGCAAAUAACAUUGGUCUUGCAAAUGCAGGACAAUAUCUUCAGGAGGUGUAUGGUAGUGGAGUAUUUCCAAUAUUAUUUAUAUGGGGUAUUGGUUUAUUAGCAGCCGGACAAAGUAGCACUAUUACUGGUACUUAUGCUGGGCAAUUUAUCAUGGGAGGAUUUCUAAAUUUAAGGAUCAAAAAAUGGAUGAGGGCAUUAAUCACCCGCAGUUGUGCAAUAAUACCAACCAUGGCUGUUGCUCUUAUAUUUGAUUCCUCAAAGCAAUCACUGGAUGUUCUUAGUGGGUGGCUUAAUGUUAUUCAGUCAGUCCAAAUCCCAUUUGCACUUAUUCCUUUGCUCUGUCUAGUUUCAAAGGAGGAGAUAAUGGGCACUUUCAGAAUUGGCGUUGUCCUCAAGACUAUUUCUUGGCUUGUGGCUGCUCUGGUGAUAAUGAUUAAUGGCUAUUUCUUGAUGGAAUUCUUCUCAUCUGAAGUGAAUGGAGCAAUAGUUGGCGUUAUACUGGGUAUGCUAACCGCUGUAUAUGUUGGAUUCAUAAUAUAUCUUAUUUGGCGGGCCCUUAGCUAUUCACCUUGGAAAAAAUUCACACAAACAAAGACGAUUGCUCUCUCAGAAUUCAGAAAGUUGAGUAAUUAAUCUUAAAACCAAUGCCUAGGAUGUGCCAUUCUGCUCAAGGAUUUCAUGAGUCUCAUGUCUACUUUUACCCCUGAUCCUUUCAGGGUAUUCUCGUGCUUUUUAUUUAGAUAUCAAGUUGAUAGAGUGGGUUUGGGAACCUUAUCACCUGUAAAUUCUACAAUUAGUCAUAGUAGAUUUUAGUACUGUACUAUUUACAAAUUUUCUUGUCUCUAAUGCUUUGGAAACACACCUCUUUGUCCUUUGUUUCUACCUCCUUGUAUCUGUUUAUAUGUUCUCUAUGGUGACAGUUGUAAUCAAACUCUUCGACUAUGUUAAGAAUUCAAUGAUCCAAUGUAUUUCUUA